CGGCGGCAGGAGGCGGUCACUGGAGCUGGGCUGGGGGGGUGGUCGGGACGAGCGAGGGGCCAUGCCGACAACGAGGGAGUCCAGAGCCCGCUCCCGAGCCCGCUCCCCAGCCCUCCUCCCUCGCGCGGCGGCGACUCGGCGGCCGCUAGAGUAACCGCUGCCUUUGUUCCGAACGCCUGUCCCUCUCGUCGCCCUAGCCUCUCUCGCCGCCGCGCUCCGGCCGGCCCGCCCUCGGUCCCCGAACCCCCACUCGGCUCGUGCCGCGCGGAUGCGGCUGCCGGGCCUGGGUUUGGGCUUUGAGCGGGAGGAGGAGGAGGAGGAGCGGCGGCGCCUGGGCGGCAUGCGAUGGGGAACUGCUGCUGGACGCAGUGCUUUGGGCUCCUCCGCAAGGAAGCUGGGCGGCUGCAGCGCGUAGGAGGCGGCGGAGGAUCCAAGUAUUUUAGAACAUGCUCAAGAGGUGAGCACUUAACUAUAGAGUUUGAGAAUCUAGUAGAAAGUGAUGAAGGGGAAAGCCCAGGAAGCAGUCAUAGGGCUCUUACUGAGGAAGAAAUUGUUGACCUAAGAGAGAAGCAUUAUGAUUCUAUUGUUGAAAAACAGAAGGAUCUUGAUAUGAAAACCCAAAAGGAGUUAGCCUUACGAGAAGAGAAGUUAAGACUAGAAGAAGAAGCUUUAUACGCUGCACAGCGUGAAGCAGCCAGGGCAGCAAAGCAGCGAAAGCUCUUGGAGCAAGAAAGGCAGAGAGUUUUGCAGCGAGACCAUCCUUCAAACAAUGGAGAAUAUCAAAGUUCAGGACCAGAAGAUGACUUUGAAUCUUGUUUGAGAAAUAUAAAGUCACAAUAUGAAGUUUUUCGAAGUAGUAGACUCUCAUCAGAUGCCACAGUUUUGACACCAAAUACAGAAAGCAGUUGUGAUUUAAUGACCAAAACUAAAUCAACUAGUGGAAAUGAUGACAGCACAUCUUUAGAUCUAGAGUGGGAAGAUGAAGAAGGAAUGAAUCGAAUGCUUCCAAUGAGAGAACGUUCCAAAACAGAGGAAGACAUUCUCCGGGCAGCACUUAAGUAUAACAGCAAGAAGACUGGAAGUAAUCCUACAUCAGCCUCUGAUGAUUCCAACGGACUGGAGUGGGAGAAUGAUUUUGUUAGUGCUGAAAUGGAUGAUAAUGGCAAUUCUGAGUAUUCUGGAUUUGUAAAUCCUGUUUUAGAACUGUCUGAUUCUGGCCUAAAGCAAUAUGAUGCAGAUCAACAAAAACGAUAGGGAAAAAUUGUGUGAUCUUGUUUAUCAGUUAUGACCAAAUGUUUAAAACCAACUAGAAUGUGCUGAGCCUUUUUGUAAGAGGGGAGAUAAGAAACAUGUUGUAAAUGCUUAUUAGAAAGGAAUAGGAAUGAUAGGCUAUAUCUGAAUUGCUUCAGAAUUAAGUGCAAUUUCAUCAUCUGCCUUCUGCUUUUCAAAAACAAUUUAAUGGUUCUGUCAUGUUAUUAAGUAAAUUUAUUUAACUCUUCAUCAUAGCAAUCCUGUUUACUAUUUGUAGAUUUUCACUUUUUAAAAUAGUUUCAUUAGUUUCACUUUGAAUGCUUUCUUAACCCUAUUUCAGUAGCUAACUGUGAAAAAUAUUAAGGUAUUUUGGGUUAAUUCUCAGCAGAUGCGAAGGGAGCAUGAGGAGUGUCUGCCAGAUUCAGGUGUAGAAUAGUGUUACUUUCCAGCAUUAUUUAUUCCUGUGACUUACUUAAAUUUUAUUAUCUAAUAGUAAGCACAAUUAAUCUGAGUAGAUAACCCCAAAGGCUGCAGUAUCAGUUUCUUUAUACACUUAUUGCAUAUCCUACUAUAAUAAUGUUGACUCAAUCUGAACAAAGUAUAUGAUAUGUUAAAAUAAUCUUUCAGAGUUUGGACACUUAAAGUGAGUAAUCAAAAGAUAUAUAAAAAAAUAUAUAUACUUAGCUUUUUCACUUCCUUUUCUGUGCCACUAUAAAUGAAUAUUGACUUUAAUUGAUAUAGUAAAUUUCUAGCUGUCAUUUUUUUAAAUUCUAUAUUUCCAAUGAUGGUCUUGAAAGAUUUUACACAGAACAUAUUCCCUGUGCAUGAUUUAUUAAGAAAGGAAAACCUAAAAAGGGUAAUACAGGUAUUUCAAAGUAAAUAAAAUCCUUUCUGGUAUGAAAGAAUCCAUUGAUUUUAUUAAACUUUCCUUUGCCUAGUAAUACAAGGUGCUUUAAUGGGAUGGAAUUAAGUAAAUCAAUAUAUAUAACUGCAUAUUAUAAUAUACAACUAACUUUUCUCUAAAGUGUAUGUAUCAGUUUAAAAGGCCAAGGAUAUAAGACACUCCCUAAUUGCUUGUCGAUUUUUGCUGAGGAUUGAAUAUGAUUUUAGUAAUAAGCAAGCUGUUUUUUUAUUUUUCUUAGUGUUUUGGUUUUUUUUCCUUUUCUUGCAACAGUGACAGUGCAUGUUCUCGAAAAUAUAGGAAGGUCCAGAUAUAAAUAGUAACUUAAAGUUCUUGCUGUACUUUAAAAAUAUCAUGUGGCCCUUUCAAUAUUUGAACUGCUGGGCAAUGACAUCUAUAGUUUUGUCUUUUUUUAUCUCAUAGAAAUAAAUAUGACACUUUAAAUAUGUAAAUAUAUUAGGUAAUGCUGUUAUUUAUGUCUCAAUAUAAUUUAAGUUGUAGCUAUGUCAUUGGAAAUAUUUUAAAGAUAAUCUAUAUUCACAUUGCCUGUGUUAUGCUUUUUAAAGUUUGUAUACAUCAGAUGUAUAUUUUUGGUUUGGCAUAAGCUACUAUUGUAAUUUUUCUUGGCAUUUUGUUCAUAAAGAAUUUUUUGAAGGAAUGGUAACUUCUCAAAGGUUGUGAAUAAACACAUUUUUACAUUUAAAAAUAA
This is a messenger RNA of Hippopotamus amphibius kiboko, 2861 nucleotides long. RefSeq names its product adaptor related protein complex 1 associated regulatory protein (gene AP1AR). Bases 346 to 1254 code for a protein of 302 amino acids. The transcript has 10 exons. The record is from RefSeq and is a predicted model, not a curated record. Gene Ontology annotation, molecular function: AP-1 adaptor complex binding. Lineage: Eukaryota; Metazoa; Chordata; Mammalia; Artiodactyla; Hippopotamidae. Gene Ontology annotation, biological process: negative regulation of substrate adhesion-dependent cell spreading; regulation of Arp2/3 complex-mediated actin nucleation; negative regulation of cell motility.